Molecule: messenger RNA, 8966 nt
Organism: Cygnus olor (mute swan)
Lineage: Eukaryota; Metazoa; Chordata; Aves; Anseriformes; Anatidae
Gene: TNRC6C
Product: trinucleotide repeat containing adaptor 6C
Biological process (GO): miRNA-mediated post-transcriptional gene silencing; positive regulation of nuclear-transcribed mRNA poly(A) tail shortening
Cellular component (GO): nucleoplasm; P-body
Molecular function (GO): protein binding; RNA binding
Source: RefSeq, a predicted model, not a curated record
CACAGCAGCCCUGCUUUGCAUAGCGGCACCGCUGCUGCCGCCCUACGAGCGCUGGCAGAUGGAUCGGCGCCGCUCGGCGCUUUUUUUCCGUUCGCUGUCUUUUUAGUGAACUUGGUUGCUUCAGUCUUUUAGAGAUGCCAAAGAGGCAUCGCAAGGAGCAGUGAAAAGCUUCCUUGGGAAUGCCCGGCCGUUAAUGGACCUGCUGGGGCUGCAGCCCUCUCACAAAAGAGGUUUUCUGCCAGGCUGUGUUCAACAAAUUGAGCCGAGCUUUUUUUUGGCUUUAUCUUAGCUGCUGUGAAAUGAUUGCAGAAACGCACUCAGAAUUUAGUUCGCUUUCAUUUAAGGCAUUUUCUUGAAGAUUUGAGAGGAAGACAGCCUGAAAACUGCUGGAACUACUUUCUUUGUGUUUCUGAAUAAUUUAAAUCUAGUUUUUUCAUAUAUGGCAUUAAUGCACGAUGGCACCGGAGACAUAAAAAAUCUGUUCAGUUUAAGCUGCAUUAAUGAAGAGUUUGCUUCAGAUUCUGUGUCAGCCUGGGCUUCGCUAUCAGUGCCAGAACCUAUUAAGACCAGUUUAAGCCAGCCCCAACCUGCCGGUACCGGUACCAGUACUUCCACCAGCACUAUUACCAACAGCAGCAAUGGCAAGCGUGCAUCUGCUAAUGGGCAGCAGCCAGCUGCGUCCCGUUACCUGCCUCGCGAGGUGCCUCCACGCUUCCGCCAGCAAGAACAGAAGCAGCUCUUAAAGAGAGGGCAGCCACUGCCUCCUGGGACUCUGACUGGCACCAGCCCAGCGCAAGGUACCGGACAAGCAGGGGCGAGUCCUCCUCCGCAGCAGGGAGCGGGAGGACAGCAUCAUCCCAGUAAGACCCAAGCAGAUCUCAGUCACAGUGGAUUGGGAGACCAUUAUGAAAAUUCCCACUGGGGACAGCAGCCCACUUUCAGGAGUGAAGGCAACUGCAGCUGGGAUAAAGUGAUAAUAGACAGGACUGACAAGGAAGCGUGGCCUUCCAUCACAGGAGCUGAGACUGAAUCUGCCUCAGAAUGUACUACAGACACUGACUCUGCCUCCAACUGUGGCUCAGAGAACAGUAGCAUGGCUACAGGGAGUGCCCAAGGCAACUUCACUGGACAUACAAAGAAAACUAAUGGCAAUAAUGGCGCCAACGGAGCACUCGUCCAAAGCACUUCUAACCAGAGUGCCCUUGGAGCUGGUGGAGCAAACGGUAACGGAAACUCGGCCAGGGUGUGGGGGGUGGCUGCAGGCUCCAGCUCUGGCCUAGCUCACUGCUCUGCCAGCGGUGGGGAUGGAAAGAUGGACAACAUGAUUGGAGAUGGUAGAAGUCAAAACUGCUGGGGUGCUUCCAACUCAAAUGCUGGCAUUAAUCUUAACCUUAACCCUAAUGCCAAUCCAGCUGCCUGGCCUGUACUCGGACAUGAAGGAACUGUGGGAGCAGGCAACCCUUCCAGUAUUUGCAGUCCAGUCAGUGCCAUAGGUCAGAACAUGGGCAACCAGAAUGGGAACCCAACAGGCACCUUAGGUGCUUGGGGAAACUUGCUGCCGCAAGAGAGCACAGAACCACAAACGUCCACUUCUCAGAAUGUGUCUUUCAGCGUACAACCUCAGAACCUUAACACUGAUGGACCAAAUAACACUAACCCCAUGAACUCUUCACCAAACCCUAUCAAUGCAAUGCAGACAAAUGGACUGCCGAACUGGGGGAUGGCUGUUGGUAUGGGGGCCAUCAUCCCGCCCCACCUGCAAGGCCUUCCUGGUGCUAAUGGAACAUCAGUUUCUCAAGUCAGUGGGGGCAGUGGUGAAGGAAUGGGCAGUUCAGUAUGGGGGAUGUCCCCCGGUAAUCCUGCCACAGGAAACAGCAAUUGGUUCAGUCAGGGGAAUGGAGACACUGUGAACUCAGCAUUAAGUGCUAAACAAAAUGGAUCCAGCAGUGCUGUGCAAAAGGAAGGAAAUGGAGCGAGUGCGUGGGAUUCAGGGCCUCCUUCUGGCCCUGGGGUACUAGCGUGGGGCAGGGGCGGUGGCAACAGCGGUGUUGGUAGCAUGCAUUCUGGAGCUUGGGGCCACCCCAACCGUAACGCCAGUAACGGUGUAAACGGUGAAUGGGGCACCCCAAACCAGCAUUCCAAUAGUGACAUCAACGGGAAAGGAUCAACGGGUUGGGAUGGCUCUAGUGUUACCAGUCCGAAUCCUGCCAUGCAGCAGGGCAAUGAACAAAUGAACUCUUGGGCCAAAGCUGCAGCAUCUGGCACCACAGCUAGCGAAGGAAGUAACGACAGCGGUGGAAGUCAAAACGAAGGCAGUACUGGGAGGGAGGGGGCUGGAGAAGGCAGGAGGAGAGAUAAAGGGAUGAUAGACCAAGGGCAAGUUCAGUUGCCAAGAAAUGACCUUGACCCCAGGGUCCUGUCCAAUACAGGGUGGGGACAGACCCCUGUAAAGCAAAACACUGCCUGGGAAUUUGAAGAGUCCCCAAGGUCUGAACGAAAGAAUGACAAUGGAACGGAGGCCUGGGGUUGUGCAGCUACUCAAUCUUCAAACUCAGGGGGGAAGAACGAUGGGUCCAUCAUGAACAGUACAAAUACCUCUUCAGUAUCUGGGUGGGUCAACUCUCCACCUGCAGCUGUUCCAACAAAUACAGGCUGGGGAGACAAUAACAACAAAGCACCAAAUGGCCCAGGGGGAUGGGGAGAGUCAGCAAGCUCUACUACUGUUAAUAAUGCUGCUGCUGCCAAAAGCGGCCACGCUUGGAGUGGGACCGCAAAUCAGGAGGACAAAUCACCUACCUGGGGUGAACCUCAGAAACCCAAAACUCAAAACUGGGGAGAUGGACAGAAAUCAAAUCCAAGCUGGACUUCAGGAGGCGGAGAUUGGACAGAUUCGUCAUCUGUUCCUGGACACUUGGGUGAUGGGAAGAAGAAUGGAUCUGGAUGGGACUCUGACAAUAGGUCAGGGUCUGGUUGGAAUGAUUCCACGAGGUCUGGGACCAGUGGGUGGGGAAAUGGCACAAACAGCAAGGCUAAUACAGGUACAAGUUGGGGGGAAUCGUUAAAGCCAGGCCCCCAACAAAAUUGGGCUAAUAAACCCCAGGACAACAAUGUGAGUAACUGGGGAGGAGCUGCUUCUGUAAAACAGACGGGGUCAGGGUUUGGUGGGCCAGUGCCAGCCAAACAAAAAGAGAACUGUGAGGCAACUGGCUGGGAAGAACCAUCUCCACCGUCCAUUCGCCGCAAGAUGGAAAUCGAUGAUGGUACCUCAGCUUGGGGCGAUCCAAAUUACAACAACAACAAGACUGUAAACAUGUGGGAUAGAAAUAAUCCUAUAAUUCAGAGCAGUACCACAACCAAUACCACCACCACUAGCACCAUUAUCAACACAAACAUGGUUGAACCUCAGCCAUCGCACCAGUCAAGUGCCCAGCCGAACCGGUCCCCGCUGCUUGGUCCAGGAAAAAAGAAAAAGAAAAAAACUUCAGGAAAAAAAAGACUUUUUGUAAGAGCAGGCUGGGGAGAAAUGCCUAACGUCCACACAAAGACCGAAGCUUCUUGGGGAGAGCCGUCAUCCCCUUCUGCUGCAGUUGAUAAUGGCACUUCAGCGUGGGGGAAGCCCCCCAGCAGUGGUACAGGGUGGGGAGAUAAUCCUGCCGAGUCGGCAGGGACAUACGGAAGAACAAAUGCUCCAGCUGCUGCCCCAGCACUGUGCAAACCAGCUUCAAAAUCUAUGCAAGAAGGCUGGGGCAGUGGUGGGGAUGAAGUGAAUCUCAGUACUAGUCAGUGGGAAGAUGAAGAAGGAGAUAUGUGGAAUAAUACUGCUUCACAAGAAAGCAGCUCCUCCUGUAAUUCCUGGGGGAAUGCCCCAAAGAAAGGACUUCAAAAGGGCAUGAAGACAUCUAGCAAGCAAGAUGAGGCCUGGAUCAUGAACCGCCUGAUAAAACAGCUCACAGAUAUGGGCUUCCCUAGAGAGCCAGCGGAAGAGGCCUUGAAGAGCAACAAUAUGAAUCUCGAUCAGGCCAUGAGUGCUCUGCUGGAAAAGAAGGUGGAAAUGGACAAGCGUGGAAUGGGAGUGACCGACUAUAAUGGAAUGGUCACCAAACCCCUUGGCUGCCGCCCACCACCAAUCUCCAAAGAGUCUUCCAUGGACCGCCCCACCUUCCUUGACAAGGAUGGCGGCCUAGUGGAAGAGCCCACUACUUCACCAUUUUUGCCUUCACCAAGCCUGAAGCUCCCCCUUUCAAACAGUGCACUCCCUAAUCAGACCCUGGGCGGGAUUGCCUCAGGGCUGGGCAUGCAAAACUUGAAUUCUUCUCGACAGAUACCGAGUGGCAAUCUGGGUAUGUUUGGCAAUAGCGGAGCAGCACAAGCCAGGACCAUGCAACAGCCGCAGCAACCGCCAGUGCAACCUCUUAAUUCAUCCCAGCCUAGUCUUCGUGCUCAAGUGCCUCAGUUUCUAUCCCCUCAGGUUCAAGCACAGCUUUUGCAGUUUGCAGCAAAAAACAUUGGUCUCAACCCUGCACUAUUAACCUCGCCAAUUAAUCCUCAGCAUAUGACGAUGUUGAACCAGCUCUAUCAGCUGCAGCUGGCGUACCAACGUUUACAAAUCCAGCAGCAGAUGUUACAGGCUCAGCGUAAUGUUUCCGGACCCAUGAGACAACAGGAGCAGCAAGUUGCACGUACAAUCAAUAACAUGCAGCAGCAGAUCCAGCAGCACCAGCGCCAGCUGGCCCAGGCCCUGCUUAUGAAGCAGCAGCCUCCCCCUCCACAUCUAUCUUUGCACCCCUCUGCAGGCAAAUCAGCCAUGGAUAGCUUUUCACCCCAUCCCCAGGCUCCCGGCCUUCCUGACCUGCAGACCAAAGAGCAACAGUCUUCACCGAACACCUUUGCUCCUUACCCUCUUGCUGGACUGAACCCGAACAUGAAUGUAAAUAACAUGGACAUUACUGGUGGUUUGUCAGUGAAGGACACUUCUCAGUCCCAGUCUCGCCUUCCUCAGUGGACACACCCCAACUCAAUGGAUAAUCUGUCUAGUGCUGCUUCUUCUCUUGACCAGAACUCCAGCAAGCACGGUGCUAUACCUGGAGGUUUAAGUAUUGGUCCUCCGGGAAAGUCCUCCAUUGAUGACUCUUACGGCCGGUAUGAUCUGAUUCAAAACAGUGAAUCGCCCGCCAGUCCACCCGUAGCUGUUCCUCACAGCUGGUCACGUGCCAAAACUGAUAGUGAUAAAAUUUCCAAUGGCUCCAGCAUAAACUGGCCACCAGAGUUUCAUCCAGGAGUGCCAUGGAAAGGACUGCAGAAUAUUGAUCCUGAAAAUGACCCCGAUGUUACUCCUGGAAGUGUUCCAACUGGGCCUACCAUAAACACCACAAUACAGGAUGUUAAUCGCUAUCUUCUCAAGAGUGGAGGGUCAUCCCCAACAUCAUCUCAGAAUGCCACGCUGCCUUCAUCGAGUGCCUGGCCGCUUAGUGCCUCCGGCUACAGUAGCUCUUUCAGCAGCAUUGCAUCCGCACCUAGCAUUGCAGGUAAAUUGUCAGACAUCAAGUCUACGUGGUCCUCUGGCCCAGUCUCUCACACACAAGCCUCUUUAUCCCAUGAACUAUGGAAGGUACCCAGAAACACUACUGCUCCUACAAGACCUCCUCCAGGCUUAACAAACACCAAGCCAUCAUCUACAUGGGGUGCCAGUCCCCUGGGUUGGACCAGCUCUUACUCCUCUGGUUCAGCAUGGAGUACUGACAGCUCAGGGAGAACAAGCAGCUGGCUGGUUCUUCGAAACCUCACACCCCAGAUUGAUGGUUCCACACUGCGGACACUGUGUUUGCAGCAUGGCCCUCUAAUAACAUUCCACCUGAACCUGACACAAGGGAAUGCUGUGGUCCGAUACAGUUCCAAGGAAGAAGCAGCCAAGGCCCAAAAGUCUCUGCAUAUGUGUGUCCUGGGAAACACUACCAUCUUGGCCGAGUUUGCUGGUGAAGAGGAAGUAAACCGUUUCUUAGCACAAGGCCAGCCCCUGCCGCCCACCUCCAGCUGGCAGUCCAACACUGGAAGCAACCAGACGCGCCUGGGCUCAGCGGGCGGCUCGCACGGCUUGGUGCGUGGCGACGCCGGCCACUGGAACAGCCCCUGCCUGGGCGGCAAGGGCAGCAGCGACCUGCUGUGGGGUGGGGUGCCCCAGUACUCCAGCAGCCUCUGGGGACCCCCCAGCACCGACGACGGCAGAGUUAUCGGGAGCCCCACACCUCUGAAUACUCUUCUUCCAGGUGAUCUUCUCAGUGGGGAGUCCAUCUAGGAAACGAGAGAAACAAAAUGGAAAUAACAAUCAUCAGCACUAAAGGAAAAAUAAAAUUUGUAACCCUUUCCAGUCCCGGGCUUGAUGAAGAAUCCAGCUUUAACAGAUCAGACUGGCAGCCCUUUUUUAGUACCUCUGUCCAAUAUCGAAUAUGAAACUGCAGAAGUCCUUGUGAACUGUUAAUGAAACAGUAUGGGCUACUUUUGGUCAGUGUCACAUGCUAAUGACAGGUUUUAUUUUUUUCAUGGCUUUUUGUUUUAUGUUGUCUUUUUAUGUCUGUAUGGUGAUUUUAAAAACAAACUAUAAAAGCUGCUUAGAAUAGGUCUAUCAUGAAGGGCACUUUUCAGAAUUUGGGCUGGAAAGGGUUAUUUUAUCAACUUGGGGGGGGAAGGGGAAAUGAAAGCCUAUUUAAAAUGAGCCUGUGACUAUUAUGCACAUUACCAGAGGCGGACCCAAUAAUCAGAAAGGGUGAAGUGUGAUAUUUACCAUUGGUACAGAAAAGUAAUGAAUCUGAAUGGUAACUCUUGACUGUACAGGUUGAAUGGGGGGAGGGCGGGCGGGGGCUGGGGUAUCUCUGUGUCCACUACUCCCAUGGAUCUGCCUAUGCACAUUACCCUUGUUUCAUUACUUUUUCAUGUCAUUUUUUUAAUCCCAAAAAUAUAAAAAGUUUAAAAAAAAAAAAAAAAAGAACAUAUCAAACAUGCAAAUACUUGAAUCCAGCAGGCCAAUAACAAAAUGUGAACACUUUCUAAGUCUAAUUAUUACACUUCCAGGUUGGCAUCAGUACACAAAAAACAGGCUCUAAGAAUUUUUUUUUAAAGUUCAGACUAUAUGUUUCUGUUUGAACAGAUGUAUGUAUGUGAGUGUGCUUGUGUGUAUGUGUGUGUACGUGUGCGCCCACGUGUGAUUUAACUAAAAGUGUGAAUUUUUUCCUUUUAUUCAGUAUAUGCUUUUUAUUUGCUCAUUGGUCAAAUGUUUAAUUGUUAUUAGCUUCUAACUUUGCACUGAGUGUCCGCAGCCCUUCUUGUAGCUAAUCCUAUAACGGUAAAAAGGAGAAAAAAAAAGAAAGAAAAAAAAAAGAAAAAAAAGAAAGAAACUGAUAGAAGGGGCCGGCGACAAUUCACGUGUAAAUGUUUACUCAAGGACUCUUAUUGCAUUUUAAAAAUUACAGUGUGUAUCUCUGGAGAAUAAUAUGUAUAUCUACCUUUAGCGGCUUUUUAUUGUGGACUAAUGCAAGAAAAUUAUUACCGGAGUAUUGCACCAUUUUUCCAUUCGGAAUAUAAAGUUUAAAAAAAUACUGUUGUUGAACUGUGGCCAUAGAUAAUUGUAAAGAGUGGAUAGUUCCCUUGCAAGCAGGAACAGAAACAAGCACUUGGACAUAGGUUUUGACUGCUUUUGGAGGAGCCAGGAGUUUUGGCUCUCACCUGUUUACAGACCUUUUUUCUCCUUCAAACUUUAAAAUAAAAAAGGAAUUAAAAAAAAAAAAGAAAAAAAAAAGAAAAAAAAAGACUUCCAUCGUAAAGAAAACUAUUUUCAGAAUGAAGAUAUGCUACUUCAGAGCUCUGGGAUUGAACAGUGUUGUUGUAUUAUUCUUUUCUUUGGCCAUUGCUGUGUACUAUUUUUGUUGUUGUUUUCCUCCUCUUCGUCAAAGUGGCGAAAACUUUGUGAUCACUAUCUUGCACAUGGUGGAAGAUGUCUCAGGAAAGCCGGGUUUCCCGAGGAGCAACUCCACACCAUUUCAUGUAUUUUUAAAAUCCAACUCCUAGCACUGAAGAUAUUAUUAAAAAACAAAAUAAAAAAGACAGUAAGAAAGAAGAAAAUACCUAAUCUAAUGUGUAGCAGUUACAUAUUUACCAAAUAAUGGACUCAAAAGAAAUAGAUGUUUGAAGAGUGCUUUAUAUAUUAAAAAAUUGCUUUAUGUUUAAAAAAAGAUCAAUGUUUUUGAUUGUUUUGAAAGGAAGAAAGACAAUGGAAUAACAUACACUUCAAGUAUGUUUUAAAAAUUAUAUGAACAUUGUGCUCCCUGCCUGCUUGGAUCAGGAAACUUGUGCAUUACAUUUUUUUUUUUUUUUUGGAAGAUUAGCUUUUUAAUGGUUUUAUCAGAUUUAAAGGGUCCUGCAAGAUUGCAAAUUAACAAAAGCUGGUUUUAUAGAGGAUCAUGAACUAUGCACAAACUGGGUUCAAGACUUGUUUUUUUCUCAAGUUUUAGUAGUGUAUUUAGCUGAAUAACCUUUCCUCAGAGUAAUUGCAUCUCAUUGCCAUUACACGCCUCCUACAUAUAUAUAUUUUAUAUAUAUAUAUACACACACACACUCUUAUAUAAAAUAUGUAUGUGUGUAUGUGCGUGUUUACAUACAAUUUUUCAUGCUGAAGUUUAGCAUUGAGUUGUAGAAAAACUCCUGAUAUUUUGAAAUUGGGAAUGAAAAUUUCUGUUUAGGGUUGGUGGGGUGGGUUUUUGUUUGGGGGCGCUUUUUUUUUUUUUUUUGCCUUUCCUUUUGGAUUAAAGAUGUCUGUAACUCUGAGAUUAAAAACAAACAAACAAACAAUUGUGGCUUUUAAUGUUCUUUCUCCUCAUAGAAUGUGAUUGUUAAAGAACAUGCACCGAAAGUUGCUUUCAAGAGUACGAAGAUUCUUUGAAACUUAAUAAAUUGCAGUUUUUUCUUGGCUGUUCAAA